UUUGGUAAGUUAUGUUCCACAUUUUGGAAUUUUGGGGUUUGGGUUUUUCCUAUCUGAUUGAUGGGUUUAUUGAAGAAAAGAUUGAAUUUUGUUAGGUAAAUUGAACUUUGGGGUUUCCUGAUCCUUUUGAUGGGUUGAUUUGAGGAAAGAUUGAUUUUUUCUUGGGUUGUGAUAUAUAUAUAUUUUCAUUAUUUUUCUGUAAGUAAAGCCAAAUUAUCAAACUAUAUGUCGGAAAAUUUACGGGUUUUAUUUUUAUGAAUAUGUCUUUGUUGGAUGAUUGUUUUCGCAAGAUCUUUUUCCUUAGGAAAAAUAUGCAUUUGUUUUCUGUGACCAGUGAUCAUAGUUAUCUUUUCUUUCAAUUUAUAUUUUUUUUCCUAUUGGGUGGAUAGGCUGAGAGUGGGGUGAGAUGGUGUAAAUUUUGGUAAUUUGUUUGUGGUUAGUGAAUGAAAUAGAAUUGGGACUUUUCUUUCUAGUUUUAGGAGUUCGGUCGUUACAAUGGUUUUCAUGAGUUUGUUUUGCAUAGGAUUCUUGUCCAUUUGGAAUUGGUGAAUAGCAGGAAAAGUCUGUUGAGGUGGUUUAGGAAGAAGUCAACCAAUAAUCCAGAAAUUUUGACUUCUCGCAGACUUACUGAGUCAUGCUGCUUGUUUUAAUCCCCUGUUCCAUAUUGGAUAAUUUCUACAAUACAUGUGUUUUUUAUAGGUUAUUUUUACAAAAUCUUGUCUAUUAAAUCUUCCUGGCUCUUGCUAUGUCGGAUCAACUUCAAUGGCUUAUGGGAGCAGUUGCAUACUCGCAUUGCAUACUUAUUGGUGCUUUAGUUUAUGUAUUAACUUAUAAUGGAAGUUAAUCAAGUUACCCAUCAAAAGAAAAUGGAAGAUAAUCAAGUGCUGGAAGUGCAAAGAAAUAGGUCAUAAGAAAACUGACUAUCCUUAGAGUAGGAAAUCCGGGAACAACAAUCACGUUUUCUGUUAAAAGAUAGCUGUGAGAGAAAUUUAGGGUGGGCUGAACAUGAUGCGUGUCACCUUGUUUUCGGUCUUAGUAAAGGCGUCUACGAGUCCAUUUACCUCUCCAAUGGCUGUGGUCUAGUAGCUGCUAUUUUAUCUUCAUAUGGGUUGUGUCCAGUUAAAUCAUGGUUUCAAACGUAACUAGGUUCCAACAGCUUCCUGAAUUUAACAAAAGCGUAUGUCUAAAUUCUUAACAGGAUUGCAAUUCACAGCACUCUGCUUGUAGUAGGGAAAGUCCUCUUGUCAACAUCUGAGUAUGCCCCAAGGGAUCAGUAUGGGGGAGUAUAAGCCAAAAAUUUAGACUCAAGAUCACCUUCAAUAUUAAAGCAUCUGUCCUUGAUGGUCUGAUUGGCUAUGGCAUUUUUAGUAUUAAUUUAUUGUGAUCUAGAGGUAUCCUCUGAGUGUCACAAUGGGCACACUAUCUGUUCAACAUGUAAAGCCAGGGUACACAACCGGUGUCCCACUUGUAGACAGGAGCUUGGCGAUAUCAGAUGUUUAGCACUGGAAAAGGUGGCUGAAUCACUUGAGCUACCUUGCAAAUAUGGCUCUCUUGGAUGUCCUGAGAUAUUUCCUUAUUACAGUAAGCUGAAACAUGAGGCAGCCUGUAAUUUUAGACCAUACAACUGCCCGUAUGCUGGGUCAGAGUGUGCAGUUGUUGGUGAUAUUCCUUAUUUGGUUACUCAUUUGAGGGAUGAUCACAAGGUAGACAUGCACUCUGGAUGCACUUUUAACCAUCGCUAUGUCAAAUCUAAUCCUCGGGAAGUAGAAAAUGCAACGUGGAUGUUAACAGUUUUCAAUUGUUUUGGACAGUACUUCUGUCUCCACUUUGAAGCAUUUCAUCUUGGAAUGGCUCCCGUUUACAUGGCAUUCCUUCGGUUUAUGGGAGAUGAAACAGAUGCACGAAACUACAGCUACAGCCUGGAAGUUGGAGGAAAUGGAAGGAAGCUUAUCUGGGAGGGUACGCCGCGAAGCAUAAGAGACAGUCAUAAGAAAGUUAGGGAUAGCCAUGAUGGUCUCGUUAUACAACGUAACAUGGCCCUUUUCUUCUCUGGAGGGGACAGAAAGGAACUCAAGCUACGUGUGACUGGAAGAAUAUGGAAGGAACAACAGAAUCCAGACGAAGGAGCAUGCAUACCAAACCUCUGUAGUUAAAUGCUGCUUGCAUUUCAAACCUAUCAGUUUUUGUUAUUCUUGCUGUCCUAUGUGCUGAAUUUUUGGCUAAUGUCACUUUUCCGCUACUCCGUUGUUGGCUAAUGUCACUGUUCCGCUUCUCCGUUGCUGGCUAAUGUCAUAAGUAUAUUCAGAUGUUGAAGAUUCCUCAAAAGUGUACGAAAGCUAAGUUGUUAUCUAUCAAGUAAUAAGUUUCCUUGUCAA
This is a messenger RNA of Lycium barbarum (goji berry), 2375 nucleotides long. Its product is annotated as E3 ubiquitin-protein ligase SINAT3. The record is from RefSeq and is a predicted model, not a curated record. NCBI's taxonomy places the organism in Eukaryota, Viridiplantae, Streptophyta, Magnoliopsida, Solanales, Solanaceae. The transcript has 3 exons. Bases 1356 to 2153 code for a protein of 265 amino acids. Gene Ontology annotation, molecular function: zinc ion binding; protein binding; ubiquitin protein ligase activity. Gene Ontology annotation, biological process: multicellular organism development; ubiquitin-dependent protein catabolic process. Gene Ontology annotation, cellular component: cytoplasm.